Molecule: messenger RNA, 831 nt
Organism: Trichosporon asahii var. asahii CBS 2479
Lineage: Eukaryota; Fungi; Basidiomycota; Tremellomycetes; Trichosporonales; Trichosporonaceae
Exons: 1
Coding region: 1-831 (276 amino acids)
Source: RefSeq, a predicted model, not a curated record
AUGCCGAGCCAGGCUCCCUCGCCUACGCCGGAGGGAACGUUUUGGUCACGACCCCUCGGAAUCUGGGCUGAGCGGCACCACGUCGGACUUCUGACCUACUGCCCCUACUUGAGUCUGUACUGGUCCUCCAAGCUCUUCUGGCACUUCCGACAAAGCGAGAUAACGGACUUCGUGAAGUGGCUCGAGGCAAAUGGCCGGACGGUGACGGUCCCCGACUGUCCGAAGGGAUACUCCGUGUACGCCGCUGACAGUGCUCUGGGGUGCAAGGCCGACAUCGUGAUCGUCGUUGACGCAGCGACGACGCUAGUCUGGAUACUCCUCGGAGCAGGAUACACCGGCCUCGUGCUCGUGCUACUCCGGAAAGCGCGAGAUGCAGGCAUCACGCUGUCCUUCCCAUGGGCGCCCCGUUACAUCCCUCACGGAGUCGAUGGACGCCCCAUAGAUCGAUACGCGGGUGCUCGACCUCCAAAACCACCAGGACCGCCCGCCGAGCGGCCAGUGCACUUGCCAAUACCAUGGUUCCUGGAGGUCGGGCUAGGGAUCAUGACCACCCUCUCAGUGGUAGUCUUCUUCGACAUCUUGUGGACGCUGCUCAUCCAGACCUGGGCCUUCGAGAGCCCAGACACCCCCGUCUGCCAGCGGGGCGGUUCCUGGUUCCCCGUCUACGUGUAUGAGUUCGGUGGUGGGAGCCAGCGCUGCGAUCGCACUUGGAGAAUCGUCAUGCUAGCUGUCCUGUACACGUUCAAUGCAGCGGUUGCGGCUGCAGCGAACGGAUUAUCCUUGGUGCUACUUCAGAGGGAAAUCCUGUAUGACGGUUUUGGGUGGGCAUAG